CGCUCUGGGAGAGGUCGGGAUAAAAAUAGCUGCACCAUGCUGUUGCUGCUCUGUGUUCUGAUAUUCUGCGGCUUUCGCUUCGUCAUGUCUGAAGAGAAAUUGAUUUCAGUCGACUUUGAGAUUUUUGGGAAUGUGCAGGGUGUUUGCUUCAGGAUGUACACCGAGGAUCAGGGCCGCGCUCUGGGACUGGGCGGCUGGGUGAAGAACACCCGACAGGGGACGGUGAUCGGCCAGAUCCAGGGACCGGCUCAGAGGGUCAACAGCAUGAAACUUUGGUUGAAGAACGUCGGCAGUCCGAGUUCUCGGAUUGACCGAGCCGUUUUCUCCAACGAGAGAGACAUUUCUAACCUGGAGGUCCAGGGCUUCUCCACUCGCUACUGAGCAUGCUCAGACUAACCAACAGCUUCAUUAGUAGUUAUUUAAAUUCAUCAAAGGAUGCAAACAAACCUCCAACUAAAUGUGUUUCAGCCUAAUUUGCAAACUGUCAGCAGAUAAAACGUCAGGAUUUCUGGGUAAUCCUGGCUGCAUGUGGAAAUGCUGACUGGUUUCUGUUGUCGUCAGGUUGGUCAGCUGCUCUCAUAAAUCUCCACAGCAUCAGAACAGCAGGAAGAUCUUUGAUGCUAAAGAUCAUCGACGUUUUCAUUUCCUGACCCAGAACUGAUCAGAACCAAAGCUGAUGGGGUCUGGCUCAGCUUUGACCAGGUUAACAUGUUCUGGACGUUUGGCUGUUGUAAACAAAAAGGUUUGAUGUGUUUGAUGUUGAAGAUCGUCGGUGCUGAGCUCCAGAGUCUUUGUGCAAAACAAUCAAAUCUUCAAUCUGUAGUUCAAUCAAGAUUCUCAACUUGCUGUUACCUGGCGACCAAAACUUAGAGCCUGACAGUCGGCUCUCGCUCUGUAGGUGGUUCUCUUCCAGAAAGCUUUUAAUAAAUUUCUUAAUUCUUCUAA
This is a messenger RNA of Gambusia affinis (western mosquitofish), 945 nucleotides long. RefSeq names its product acylphosphatase-2-like. The transcript is spliced from 4 exons. Gene Ontology annotation, molecular function: acylphosphatase activity. The coding region runs from base 37 to 381 and encodes 114 amino acids. The record is from RefSeq and is a predicted model, not a curated record. Lineage: Eukaryota; Metazoa; Chordata; Actinopteri; Cyprinodontiformes; Poeciliidae.